Molecule: messenger RNA, 1119 nt
Organism: Culex quinquefasciatus (southern house mosquito)
Lineage: Eukaryota; Metazoa; Arthropoda; Insecta; Diptera; Culicidae
Exons: 2
Coding region: 525-827 (100 amino acids)
Source: RefSeq, a predicted model, not a curated record
CACUACCGCCACGCCAAAAUUGCACCUGGUGGCAAUUCACAGGUACUAAUUUUGGAUAUUUCCGAAGGGAACAUUUUUUUCUCUCCAGUUUUAGUUCAGGGUUCUAUAAUAUCAUAGCAACCUGCCUGCUAUUUCGAAACUUUGUUGAUAUUGUUUUGUCAAAACUCGAGAUUUUGCUUGAAUAUUACGGUGAGCCGUUCAUUAAGAUUCCUGCCAAAUUUCUCUUCAGGAAGUCGCUUAUCCCGAAUGUCGUUGUCGGGAAAAGCAUGCAACAGUAACAGUUACGUUCCAAUUGCUGCCAAUGAAUCCGUGUGAGCCGUGUUUGCAGAUCAUGCGAUGUGUGAGGAGAAAACCUAACAAAAAAAGUCGGACGUUUAAAAAAUUUAAUCCGUCUCACAUUUUCAGGCUCGAGAAACCACUGCCGUCUUCUUUAAAAUUUUCCGAGAAAUACUUUAAAGCGGUCUACCAAAAUCCGUUGCCUUGUCCUCAACGGUGUGCUUACCUCCAACAAGGGUAAUUUGGUAAUGACCGGUUCAGUGCCGAGAGUGUGUCGUGAGCCAGCUGAAGUCAUCCCGGCGAGCUCACCAGCAGAGACUUGGACAAGGAGUGUGGCUCAUGUGCAAGAGCACCACGUGGAGGACAAGAACACCAGAAGAACUCGGCACUCCGCAAAUCUCAUACCGAGACACCUACUGGGAAUCGGUCCAUCGCGACGCUACGGGCACGACGUCAAGGAACACAUAAACGAGCACCGCCAGCGGAGUUGGACGUACAUUGCAACCAGCGCUACCAAAUGUGACCACCAGGUGCACGGACUGCUAUUCUAAAGAGAUCGAAUCCAAAAAGAACGCCCCCACACGGAAAGGGGGCGUUUUGUAUACAAUUUUUGGUGCGCAGAAGCGGUCUACGGAGCACAAGUCGAUCCUCGAAUAGGUUGGUCGAUCAGCGGUCGUCGCGAGGACUCAAGGCGACUUUGCGCUCCACACGAUGGCAAAUAGAACCGUGCGCGCGACGCUUGGCGUGGAAAAGUAGAGUGCUAGCGAGAGGCAGACGAACAUCAGGAAGACGUGAAAGCGCAGUGUGCGAACACGAGGCGGACGGUGUGUACGUCGUGGAGAC